This is a messenger RNA of Pseudomassariella vexata, 2112 nucleotides long. RefSeq names its product P-loop containing nucleoside triphosphate hydrolase protein. The coding region runs from base 1 to 2112 and encodes 703 amino acids. The record is from RefSeq and is a predicted model, not a curated record. Gene Ontology annotation, molecular function: protein binding. The transcript is spliced from 3 exons. NCBI's taxonomy places the organism in Eukaryota, Fungi, Ascomycota, Sordariomycetes, Amphisphaeriales, Pseudomassariaceae.
AUGGCGUCCGCGAUAACCUUUGGUGACGAUAACUGCGGUUUUCAAGCUGGGGUCAUUAACGGCCCCGUUACUACCAAUUUUCAUCACCAUGCUCCACCUGGUAUUCCGUCAGCCGUCAUACCCUUCAAUCGGGACGAGGACUUUGUCGAGCAAGGAAUACUGCUCCAUCAAGUCCACCAGAAAUGUGCUAGACCAGGUUCUCGGACUGCGCUUGUCGGCCUGGGCGGUAUUGGAAAGUCGCAAAUUGCCAUCGAACAUGCGUACCGAACUCGAGAGCGAUCGCCCGAAACAUGGGUCUUCUGGGUCCACGCGAGCAACCGGGCGCGUUUUGAGCAGAGUUUUCGGGAUAUUGCAAAUUACGUCAAAAUCUCUGGGCGGCAGAACCGUCAGGCCAAUAUAUUCCAGCUUGUAUACGACUGGCUGCGUGACGAAAGGAAAGGAAACUGGAUUCUCAUACUUGAUAAUGUCGAUGACGCUGGCUUCCUCGUCGACUUUCAAAGCGCCAGCCAGGAUAGGCAAACAAAUAGCUUGGACAGCGGGAACUCGAAAUCGCUCGUGUCGUACCUUCCACAGUGCCAGAAUGGAUCCAUUCUUAUAACGACCCGGAGCAGAGAUGUGGCGCUAAGGCUGGUUGAAAAUCGCGAUAUAAUUCUAGUCGAACCAAUGGCCACGACAGAUGCUCUAGCGCUCCUUAACAAAAAUUUAGGGACGCAAGGAAGCAACAAUGAACUCACCGAGCUCGUUACAUCGCUCGAAUUCAUACCGCUUGCUAUUGUUCAAGCAACUGCUUAUAUCUCUCAAAGGGCGCCACGCUACUCGGUGGGACAGUAUCUUAAAGAAUUUCAAAAGAGCGAUCACAAGAGAGCAAGUCUUCUUGAGUACGAAGGCGGACAACUCCGGCGAGACCGGGAGGCGAAGAACUCCGUCAUCAUUACAUGGCAAUUGUCAUUUGAUCAUAUUCGUCGAAUCAGGCCGUCAGCAGCCGACUUACUGUCACUUAUGAGCUUUUUUGACCGGCAAGGGAUUCCAGAGGCUCUACUUCGAAAUUACAACAGGCCGGAAUGUACCCAGCAAGUUCGGAAUGAGAGUAAUGAUGAUAAACUUGGAAAGGACGAUAGUGAUGACAGUGGGGAUUGCUCAUCGCAAUAUAGCAUAAGUGCUGAGUUCGAAGACGAUAUCGUAACUCUACGAAACUACUCGUUUGUUACUAUUAGUGUGAACAGCACAAUAUUCGAAAUGCACGGACUGGUACAGUUAGCCAUGCGAAGUUGGCUUAAAGCUAACGAUCAACAAAGAAAGUGGGAGCAGCAGUUUAUCAGUGUUAUUUGCGCAGAGCUUCCAACAGGAGAGUACGAGAACUGGGAAAGAUGUGAGGCUCUUUUUCCGCAUGCGAAAUCAGCAGCAGCAUUAAGGCCGGAGAACCAAGACUCAGUAAGAGAUUGGGCUUCAAUACUACACAACGCAGCAUGGUAUGCGUUACGAAUGGGGAAUGGAGUUGAGGCGGAGAAGAUGUCAGUCCAAGCAGUAAAAGCGAGAAAGAAGAUUCUCGGUCGGGAGGAUAAAGAUACAUUGAAUAGUAUAGAGAUGGUAGGUUUAGCGUCUGAACUUAGAGGUCAAUGGGACACGGCCGAAAAACAAUUUGUGCAAGUGAUGGAGACCCGCAAGACAAAGCUCGGGGCGGACCAUCCUGAUACACUUACAAGUAGGGCUAACCUGGCGUCGACGUACAGGAAGCAGGGGCACUGGGAGAAGGCCGAGGAGCUGCAAGUACAAGUGAUAGAGACUCGCAAGACGAAGCUCGGGGCGGACCAUCCUGAUACACUUACGAGCAUGGCCAACCUAGCGUCGACGUUUUGGAAGCAGGGGCACUGGGACAAGGCCGAGGAGCUGCAAGUACAAGUGAUGGAGACUCGCAAGACGAAGCUCGGGGCGGACCAUCCUGAUACACUAACGAGCAUGGGCAACCUCGCUUUGACUUGGAAAGACCAAGAUCGACAGGCAGAUGCCUUUGCGUUAUUGCGUGACUGUGCGCAGGCUCAGCAUCGAGUUCUCGGGCCAAGACAUCCACAUACCCUAUACAGUCUGGCCGUAAUGGAAAGUUGGAGCAGCUAG